AUGGCUAAUCUUAAUGUCAGGCAGAGUCACAGAUUCUUUGUUCAGAUUCAUGGAUUGAUUGUAGAAGUAGCACUCAAUGUGCUAAACGCUGAGCCGAUCAUUAUUAUCUUUAAAUUUGGUGUCAUAUAUUUUUCAGGCACAUCAAACUGGGGAUGUUAUGCUCUUGCAUGCGCACUGUAUGCUUUAAGAAAAUGCAGAAUCCAUGACAGAUAUUAUAGAAGAGCUACUGGUCUACCCACCGAUGUUGAAACAAAAUUCAAAUGGGCUGUGCCAACGGUGGAAAGGGAAUACAAGAAUCUUGAAAUUGUUGAAAACGCAGGAAUCAAAGAUGGGAUAUCACCGCAUCAGCAAAUGUCUGUUGAUGGGUUUACUUUCUUUCCAACCCAUGCUGAGAAAGUGAAGGAAAUGAGACAAAUCAUCAAUAUUUGAAACCAUUAG
Styela clava is the source of this 438-nucleotide messenger RNA. Lineage: Eukaryota; Metazoa; Chordata; Ascidiacea; Stolidobranchia; Styelidae. The record is from RefSeq and is a predicted model, not a curated record.